Messenger RNA from Abrus precatorius (Indian licorice), 825 nucleotides. RefSeq names its product protein BREAKING OF ASYMMETRY IN THE STOMATAL LINEAGE. NCBI's taxonomy places the organism in Eukaryota, Viridiplantae, Streptophyta, Magnoliopsida, Fabales, Fabaceae. The transcript is spliced from 4 exons. Bases 1 to 825 code for a protein of 274 amino acids. Gene Ontology annotation, biological process: regulation of asymmetric cell division. The record is from RefSeq and is a predicted model, not a curated record.
AUGGCAUGGCUUGUCAGAUGGAGUGUUAGAGACUGGGCUUCGUGUUUCUCUGUUUGCAGGCUACCCUUAGAUGAUCAUGAACUGACUUCAUCCCCUCACGUGGCAUUUGACAAGAAAAACGAGCAAGGCUUUAAUAGUAUAUGUAACAACAAUUUGUCAAGGCCAUGCAAAAAAUGCAACAACAAGAGACAGUUAAACACUCCAAUAAUAAUAAAGGAUAAAGAUGAUGGGGUUCCAAUUGCAAACAGGUUUAACCAUUCAAGUUGGUCACUCUCCGCAGAUGAAAAUUAUAUAGUGUUCUGCUUUGGAGAGGAUGGAGCACUUGAUGUAGUGAAUGAUAACAAAGGUGUCAAGUUUGAGGGUCUCGAUAGAAUGCAUAAAAAUUCAAGGCCUCUGAAUCGUAAGUUGGAAUAUAGUGAGGAUGAACAAGAUAGUGACUUAAACAUUCAUGAGAAGAGAUCACAUGCAAAUCAGCACCAUAGUGAUCAUCAACAAGAUCAAGAUUGUGUAGCCCCUUAUAAAGAGGUGCAUUGUCACCACCCUGACCUUUCCUUGCAAGAAGAGAAAGAAGAGAUGGCACACACGAGUAGCACACAGCAGCAUAGGGACAGCAUAAGAAGGGCAUGCCAUGUUUUAGGAAUUGAAAACCAUAGGAUGGUGUCUGCAGAAUCAAGGGAAUCUGAAGAAGGAAGUAGAGGUUCUUUUGCAUUCCCCGUGUUGGUUUGGGAAUGGAUUGGAAGCCCUGUACAAAUGCCUAAGUCAGAAGGUUUGCAUCUAAAGAAGCAUAAGGCCCGAUUUGUGCCUCUUCAGUGCUUUAGAUUCUGA